AUGUGAAAUUGAGGCAACCUUAGAGAGACUAAAGAAACUGGAGCGUGAUCUGAGCUUUAAAGAGCAGGAACUAAAGGAACGGGAGCGACGUUUGAAGAUGUGGGAGCAGAAGUUAACCGAACAGUCCAAUACUCCUUUGCUGCCCUCCUUUGAUAUUUGUGCAUGGACCGAAGAAGAUGUGUUUUUCUGGAUGCAACAACUUACUAGAAAAGGAGAUACUUCUGGUGAAAUGAGUGUAUAUGCUACCUUGUUUAAGGAACAUCAUAUCACUGGGAAACGAUUGCUUCUUCUAGAAGAAGAGGAUUUGAAGGACAUGGGAAUUGUUUCCAGAGGACACAUCAUCCAUUUAAAGACUGCUAUUGAGAAGUUAACUCAUGACUACCUAAACCUGUUUCAUUUUCCACCAUUAAUUAAGGAUUCUGCAGGUGGAACCGAAGAAAACAUAGAGAAAAUAGUGAAUCUUGAACUCGUUUUUGGUUAUCACUUGAAGCCGGGAAAUGGUCCAAAGGAUUGUAAAUGGAAAAUGUACAUGGAGAUGGACGGGGAUGAAAUUGCAAUAACCUACAUAAAAGAUGUGACAUUCAACACUAACCUACCUGAUGUAGAGAUUUUAAAGAUGACAAAGCCACCGUUUGUAAUGGAGAAAUGGAUUGUGGGGAUAGAAGAACACCAAUCUGUAGAAUGUGUUGUUACAUAUGAGAGCGACGUCAGAGCUCCCAAAACCACCAGGCACAUCCAAGCUAUCUGCUGGAGCAAGGUGAAAGCACAGGACAAGGUCGAGACGGUACAGCUCAUGAUACAGACCUCACUCCCCAACUCGGAGGGGAAUUCACGGAGCAGAUCUGACUCAAGCAUUGACAGCCAGUGGAUGCAGAUGCUGCGGAUGCACCAAAUAGCGAAAGCCACUUCUCUCCAGCACAGCCACCCCCACAGCCCGACCACUGUUAGCCACUACCUGCCCUACCUCCGCAGCCAGGACUCCUACGCCGCUGCCGUGAGGAGGAUGCGCGGUCCCGUCAGUUACCAGCUCACGUCCAUCAGCCACUCCAGAAACUCCUCUCCCUUCUCGCACAGCUUGACGAGAAAUCUCUCGAGUCUGCACCUAAACUCGAAGGGUAGCAGCACCUCCAGCACGGCCUCUGACACCACUUCGGAGAGGGACAGGUCCACUGGCAAGGGCAGGAACACCUCGCACAGCGGUAACUCCCGCAGCUCCUCAGAUGGGCGGCGCAGUGGGACCAGCCCCCGCAGGUACCCCCGCAGCCCCCUCCCGCCCAGGACCAUCCCGGGCAUGCCCCCGCAGGGCGAGAGCGAGCCCCGGAGGGGCGAAGGGGAGAGCAGAGCCAGCGAGGGGGGAUGGAUAAAGGUGCAGCAUGCAAAGAAAUCCCACAGGCAGACCGCCGGCAAGCCAGGGAAGGAGAGGCCCCGGGGGAGCUGGCGGGGCCGAAGGACGUUCUGA
Molecule: messenger RNA, 1459 nt
Organism: Tauraco erythrolophus (red-crested turaco)
Lineage: Eukaryota; Metazoa; Chordata; Aves; Musophagiformes; Musophagidae
Source: RefSeq, a predicted model, not a curated record